UUCCGAGGAUUUUAAAGCAAAGAAGAAUAUCUCUCUCGUCUUGUCCUCCUUCAAUCCUCAAUCCUGCUUUAUUUAGCUUUACUCUGCUUUUUUUCCCAGUACUUGAAUGCGUCUUUUUCCAGUGUUUUCUCUGCAAUUUCAGCUGCCAUUUCCAGCUCUCUUUGUAGAGUAGUUUCGUUUCGGAGCUUAAAUCAUUGAGAUAACUUGGAUUGAAAGAGCAGAAGAAAAAGACAGAGAAACUAAAUUGUUUCAAACGAAAAUGGGGUUGACUUCUGGGAUUUUUAUGGGGAUGGUUUUCGGGAUUUCAUUGAUGGCCGGUUGGCGUCGUAUGAUGAGGCACCGAAGCAGUAAGAGAAUCGCAAAGGCAGCCGAUAUAAAAGUUCUUGGGGCUCUCACUAGAGAUGAUUUGAAGAAAAUUUGUGGUGAUAACUAUCCUGAGUGGAUAUCUUUUCCUGUUUAUGAACAGGUGAAAUGGUUGAACAAGCAAUUGAGCAAAUUAUGGCCUUUUGUUGCGGAGGCAGCAUCGGCAGUGAUCAAAGAGUCUGUUGAACCACUCUUGGAAGAAUACCGGCCUCCUGGUAUUACUUCACUGAAGUUCAGUAAAUUGUCUCUUGGUACUGUGGCUCCCAAGAUCGAAGGUAUUCGUGUUCAGAGCCUUAAGAAAGGCCAAAUCACGAUGGAUAUUGAUCUUCGGUGGGGCGGUGAUCCAAGUAUAAUUUUAGCUGUUGAAGCUGCACUUGUUGCUUCAAUUCCAAUUCAGUUGAAAAAUCUUCAAGUUUUCACCGUUGUUCGUGUCAUCUUCCAACUUGCUGAAGAGAUACCUUGUAUUUCUGCCGUAGUCGUUGCUCUCCUUGCUGAGCCAAAGCCUAGAAUUGAUUACACUCUGAAGGCUGUUGGUGGAAGCUUAACAGCGGUUCCCGGACUUUCAGAUAUGAUUGAUGAUACUGUGGAUUCAAUUGUCACAGACAUGCUUCAGUGGCCACACAGAAUUGUUGUUCCAAUUGGUGGUAUACCAGUUGAUACAAGUGAACUGGAGCUUAAACCGGAGGGAAAGCUGACGGUUACAGUAGUCAAAGCUAAUGAUUUAAAGAACAUGGAAAUGGUCGGAAAAUCUGAUCCUUAUGUCAUUGUGCACAUUCGACCUCUCUUCAAGGUUAAAACGAAAGUCAUCGAGAACAACCUGCAUCCUGUUUGGAAUGAAACAUUUGAGUUGAUUGUGGAAGAUAGAGAGACACAGGCACUCACUGUAGAGAUUUUCGACCAGGACAUCGGGCAAGAUAAGAGAUUGGGAAUUGCAAAGUUCCGUUUGAUCGAACUGGAACCAGAGACACCAAAGGAGAUUAAUCUGAGCCUUCUGUCCUCACUUGAUACACUUAAAGUAAAAGAUAACAAGGACAGGGGAAGUUGUACCAUUAAGCUUUUAUACCAUUUAUUCAGCAAGGACGAACAGUUGGCUGCAUUGGAAGAAGAAAAAAGGAUCCUAGAAGAAAGAAAGAGGUUGAAAGAAGCCGGAGUUAUUGGCAGCACGAUGGAUGCACUUGAUGGAGCGGUUUCACUGGUUGGAUCCGGUGUUGGAACGGUGGGUACUGGUAUCGGAACUGGUGUUGGCGCCGGAGUUGGGAUUAUCGGGAGUGGCUUUGGAGCUGUUGGCAGUGGACUGAGCAAAGCAGGAAAGUUCAUGGGGAAAACCAUAACAGGGGGCUCCAGCAAAACAAGUGAAACCACCGCUCCGGUCGAAAGCAUUGAAGAAAAAGAUGGUGCUAAGCCAUAACUAUGAGAUCGGCCCUUUCUUUCCGGGCCGACGGAGGGUCGGUCCGUUCGAGCCUCUUUAUUCAAUGUUGUUCCUUUAGGUCCGGUUUUAACAGUUUGUAGCAAUAUUAUAGUAACUAAACACGACAGAUUCUGCUUGUUUUUUGUUCUCUGUUUCUGUUCUGGUGGAAUAGAGUUUGAUGCGACAAACAUUGUUCAUUACGCUGAAUAUGGGAAUUUGUCCGA
Messenger RNA from Hibiscus syriacus, 1995 nucleotides. RefSeq names its product synaptotagmin-4-like. Gene Ontology annotation, cellular component: endoplasmic reticulum. The transcript is spliced from 12 exons. The record is from RefSeq and is a predicted model, not a curated record. Gene Ontology annotation, molecular function: lipid binding. NCBI's taxonomy places the organism in Eukaryota, Viridiplantae, Streptophyta, Magnoliopsida, Malvales, Malvaceae. Bases 260 to 1771 code for a protein of 503 amino acids.